UCACCAUGUCUAAAAAUAAAAAGUCUGGUUCAUUGCCGCCAGUCCAGCCCUCAACUUCUGAGGGGAAAGAAGCUCUGGACUUUAAGGCCACUGAUGAAGAGGAGAUAGCGGUUGCUGAGGUGGAUGAGAAUUCUAGUGCGUUGGUCCGCUCUGAGGAAACCCAGCUCCAGUGUGAUUUCAUCCCAGAGGAAAUUAUUCUGUCUCUGACCAACGCAGCCUAUGCCUUUGGUUGUCCUGAAUCCCUGCUACCCCCUAAGAAAGUCAAAACUGUCAAAGAAAUGAAGCCUGGCAUGCGCGCCACUAGCGGUGUUUGGCAUCACCCAUGCCGAAGGAACAAGUUCCGACACCUGACGGAUAACCCUGUCUCCUUCACGGGAGCUGGAAGGGAUGUUUCUUUUUUGUAUGACGUUAAGGCUGAAAAACUGGCGGAUUCAUGGCUUCCACAGCUGGUAAAAGAGAUCACUUCUACUAAAGAGAAGCCACACAAGGGCUUGUCUAUACCUCGGACAUCACCAAAGAAGUUAACAGAUACUCUGAUCCCUGAAGAAUUUCACAUUGUGUCCAAUACAGGAGUUCAAGGUCUACAAUAUUUCGAUGAUAAAUACACAACCCUGCUAACCGACAGUCAGAAUAGGCUGCUACUUUUCCCGUCCAUGAAACCAAAUAAGAGAAUUGAAGUGAUUCAGCUGAAGAAUGUGAUGGAUAUGAUGCUAGAGAAGGCUGGUGUAGAUGCUGACAAAACAGUAAACCCAACCCAGAUGCACAGACUUCUUGAAGUGCUGAAGACUGAGCAGAACAUUUACAAUACGGUAUUUCAUGAAAUCAUUCGACAAAUCAGUGUGGAGUGCUCAGAGAGAGGAGAACUCUUGUCUAAUAUAAGACAGAGGUAUGUAAACUUGCUUGACCUAAUAGCUCGGCAGAUGAUUGAUUUUUACAAAGACAUGGUGGCCCAACGCAUAAUGGACAAGCGCAUCAUAGAGGAACUGUUUAACUUCAAGAAGGUUGUUGAAGAGCUGAGCAGAGAGCUAUUUCUAGUUCGAGAGUAUGAUUUAAAGUUGAGGAAGAAAUCAGAGAAGAUUCAUGAGGAGCUGAUGAUGGCUCUCAGUAAUGCAGAGAAGAAUGCCAGAAUUGUGGAGCAAUAUCACGACUUAUAUACAUCACAAAGAGCAAGGAUGGAAGCUGACAUUAAGCAGUUAACUUCAGAAAGAGACAUCUGGAGCUCAGCCACCUAUGACUUGGCCCUGAAGGUCAUUAGCAGAAACAACCUCACAAUGACCAGAAGGCUUUAUCUUAAUGAAAAGGCUUGGAAUAAAUAUGUCACACAUUUCAUUUUAAUGUUGGCAACCCAGGAUGCAACGGAUCUUUCCCAACUGCAGAAGGCUACACAGCAAUGGAGAAGUCUUUUUAGACAUUUCAAAUAUGAUUUGGAGAUAAGUGAAGAAAACAUCAAAGAGAGGGUGAAUUUUAUGAAGAACACUCUCAUGAAAUUGCAGAGGUUCUUCGAGAAAAAUACUGUGAAUGGUGUCCUAGGUCCCAUCAAGGAAUCUACCAUGAAGUCAAUAUGUGAGGACUUCAAGAAAUGUAACAAAAUAUUGAAUGAAGAUGCUGACAAUUAUGGUGGAGAUAAACUUCUUGAAAAGGUAGAGACCCUCAAGAUUGCUGUUCGACUACAAGGAUCCUGGACAGAGUAUGGGAAAGCAAUAAUGAAUCGUCAUAAAAGUAUAGAUGGGGACUUUCCCUCACAACAGGGCCUCCUGGAAGAGAUUAAUGAGAAUGGUACAAGACUUUGCAGAGAAUAUGAAUCAAGAGUGAAUGGAGGAGAAAAUGGUUAUAACAAGUUUUUUCUAAGCUUAAAUAACGCUUUUGAAAUGUGGAUAUACAAGAUGGAAAGUGACCAUCCAAUUUCUUCAAUGAAUCAGGCGGAUUGGAAGACACUGUGUGGGAAAAUUCCUGAAUUGCUUAGUUUCCUGGAUGGGAUGUUAGAAGUUAUCGGUAUUAUCCCAUUGACUGACGAGCAGAUAAAGAAUAAUUAUAUCCCGGUAGUCCAAACUAAUGUGUUUCACAUGAUGCAACAGUGGAUUUUGACCAUAUCUAAUGGGACUGACAAAGACAACUCUGAGCUUCAUCACCAAGUGAAUGAACUUCAUAUAUCCAUGAUUAAGUGGAUGGUAAAUUUGCUCAUUUUAAUGGUACCUAACUAUACUGAUGAGGAUUCUCUCCCAAAGACUGAACAAGAUAAAAGUGAUGAGGAAGUUCGUCUUCAUACAGGCAUUGCUACAUUGGAGCUAGAAGGCAUGUCACUAGCAAAAAUGUUGGGCCGAUUCUCUAUCUAUAUAUUCAGUUGUUGCAAAAACACAGUGGCAACAAUGGCUAUGAAGAAAGCAGCUUCUUUAGAUCCAGAUGCUAAUAAAGAGGUUGAGGAUCUGGCAAAUAUUAAGAAAGAAUGUGUCGAAUGGGUUACUACAUGUAAUCUCCUCCUUUCUGAGAUUAAAGGAAGAAAAGUCACUUUGUUGACAGCUGAAGAUAUAAGAAACCUGUAUGAAUAUGAGCUAGCCGUGGACCACAAGAACUACAACGUGAGCGCAUGGGAGAAGACUUUUGGGGAAAUGGCAUACAAAGAGCUGGAAGAACUACUUGAGGCAGAAGAGUCUCCAAAAGUAGCCGUAGAAAAGGAAGUUGAAGUUUCUUCAAAAACAGAAACUGUUGUUUGGUAUCUUGGAAAAGAUCAAAACAUCCAUUCCAGAACUCUAGAAGUAGAAAAAUUGUCACCUACAGAGGAAGAAGCCCUUGAGCUUGCUAAAUUCACCACCAAUGAAAAGGAAAGACUUGAAGCACUGGCCCUGAUUGAACAUUUGCAAAUGAAACUCCUAGAUACAGAAGUUCGUGUCCAGCUUGCUGAAGAGAAAUAUGAAGAGAUAAAUGAGAAGCUGAAUGAAGCCCUUGUGAAAAACCACGAGCUAGAGAAGGAGCUGGAGAAAGCCAACGCACGGUUAAAUAUUCUCUGCAUUAAAGAACCAGACAAAGAAGAGGAUCAGGAUGAGGACGAUGACAAAAAAGAGGAAUCCCCUCAAAAGAAAGGUGAUGGUUAUAUUCUAAGUUUAGAAUAA
Dromiciops gliroides (monito del monte) is the source of this 3107-nucleotide messenger RNA. RefSeq names its product axonemal dynein light chain domain containing 1 (gene AXDND1). The transcript has 24 exons. The record is from RefSeq and is a predicted model, not a curated record. Bases 6 to 3107 code for a protein of 1033 amino acids. NCBI's taxonomy places the organism in Eukaryota, Metazoa, Chordata, Mammalia, Microbiotheria, Microbiotheriidae.